Molecule: messenger RNA, 1480 nt
Organism: Thermothielavioides terrestris NRRL 8126
Lineage: Eukaryota; Fungi; Ascomycota; Sordariomycetes; Sordariales; Chaetomiaceae
Exons: 2
Coding region: 167-1171 (334 amino acids)
Cellular component (GO): mitochondrion
Molecular function (GO): oxidoreductase activity
Source: RefSeq, a predicted model, not a curated record
UCCGGGCCUGCAUUAACCACAUCUUAACCGCCACCGUUUGGCCCCCAACCAAUCACUCCUCUCUGCACACACACAUAUAGGUAGUGAAGAAGAAGCUCGCAUCUGAAGACGGCGUGGAGGUAGCCCAGGGGAAAAAAAAAUGUCGUCCGCACAGGUACCGAAAACAAUGAGGGCGUGGCAGUACACGACGACGGCCGGCGGCAUCGAAAAGAACCUCGUUUUGAAGGAGUCGGUCCCGAUCCCGACCACAUCCUCGCGCCUCGGAGACAACGAGCUCCUGAUACAGGUCCUUUCGGCCAGCCUUAAUCCGGUCGACUACAAGCUGCCCGAGCUGGGCGUCGCCGCCCGCGCCGUGAUCCGCACGCCGGCGACGCCAGGCGGCGACUUUUGCGGGCGCGUGGUGCAGACCACCAGGACAGUGGACAGUUUUGCCAUUGGCGACCUGGUCUGUGGACGCAUCAACCCGCAGCAGCACGGCACCCUGGCCGAGUACAUUGUUGCACCGACCAAAGCCUGCGCGCAUGUGCCCCAGGGCGUAGACGUUGAUGAAGCGGCGGCCCUGGGCGUUGCAGGCAUCACGGCAUACCAGACCAUCGUCCCCAAUGUCAAGCCCGGCGACAAGGUCUUCAUCAACGGCGGGUCGGGCGGCACCGGCACCUUUGGCGUUCAGAUCGCCAAGGCGCUCGGAUGCCAUGUCACAGUGAGCUGCUCGCCCGGCAAAGCCGACCUCUGCCGCUCGCUUGGUGCCGACGAAAUCAUCGACUACACAUCCAGCGACGUGUCUCGGGCCCUCAAGGCAAAAGGCCAGGUGUUCUCCCUGGUCGUCGACAACGUGGGAACUCCCGAGGACUUGUACCGCGCUGCCGACGACUUCCUCCUGCCGCAGGGCAAGUUUGUGCAGGUGGGCGCGCCAGCGAGCUUGAGCACUGUCAAAACAGUUACGUCGAGGCUCCUUCUACCUUCGUUUCUCGGAGGCGGCAAGCGCAAGUAUGAGAUGUACAGCAUCAAGCGCAACGUGGACGAUCUGAAGCAGUUGGCUCAAUGGGUUGCCGACAAGAAGAUUCGGGUGGUUAUCGAGCAGACCUACGAGCUGGAAGAGGUGCCUAGCGCCUUCGAGAAACUGAAGAAGGGGAGUAAUGCGGGCAAGUUGGUUGUUCACGUCGGAAAGUGACAGGCUGAAGAUGGUUGGCUGGGGAGUAUCUAUUUGGAGUCGGGUAAUUCAAAGACAUGUCGUAGUUGAAGGGACACGGCGCUUGGCCUCCUCCAUAGGUUAAGGAGCUGAUGAUAGGUGUUGCUGGUGGUCUACAACGCAGGCCAACACAAUCACUUUUAAGUAGCCCAUAAACCUUAAAGUCUGCUAAGGAAGACACAACUUGCCAAACAAACAAACAAAAAAAAGAAAAGAAAAAAAAUAAAAAAAAAACCAAAAAACAAAAAAACAAAACAAAAAUAAAAAAAAACAAAAAAAAAAAACAAAAAA